AGCCUUACAAAUAUGCUCAAAGUAUGAAACAGCCAACGAUGGGUCAACAAUCCACUGGACCCGUUUUCCAGCGUUCGCCUGAUCUCGCUAGUGGGGCACACGGCACAAUGCCUGCUCCACUUCAGGUCGCCAUCGCAGCUGGUGCACCGGGGGUCUCUCAAUCUCAGAAUUGUGCCCAACCAGUCGCAAAUUCUUUACGAAUGGAGCCCUCUAAUAUGCUUCAUUCUUCUGUGCCCCAUCAGCAGAUCUCCAAUGCGACACACUCUUUACUCAUUUCCGGCCUUGUCGGUCAGCAUGGCAUCAAACAUCAUCAUCAUGGUAUCGCAUCUUCCGCGCUCGCAGACUCUGCUAUUUUAGGUGCCAAUAUGCACGCAAUCAAUUCCUACAACAUGAAACAAAUAUCCCCUUUAAACGGCUUGAAUAACGCCCGCGUCAUGACCAACCAUCUGUCGGGCACGCAGACCCCUUUGGUGUCACAAAAUUGCGCUCAGGGUUUGCCGGUGGUUCAGCAUCCUUCGGUAUCUCAUCCUCCUCAGCUCUAUUCCGCGCCCAACAUCCAACAGCCGACACCCCCUCCAACACAUUUACCGCCUCCUGUAAUGGAAUUUUUGCCUCCUAUGUAUUCCACUGAUCCGAACGCGCAGGUUCAGUUUAAUCAGACGUCCAGUGCUAUGUUCGGUCAAUACGCGCCCUACCUUCAUGGAACAUAUGAAAAUCCAAGUGUACCUCUUGACGCUCGAGUGAGGCACAACACAUGGAGUGGCCUCGAGUCAGGCGUCCCGAUUGGAACAUUGGAUCACCAAGACAAGGGUCAAGCUGCCGGACACCCUGCUAGUGGUUUAAAUCGUGUCAUUCCGCAACGCGGUUAUGCGCUUGACGCGUUUGCAUCCAACUUUUCCUCCUGCUCAGUGUACACCUCUAAUCCAGUCACGCCUGUUUUCAGCUCAGGUAUACACCGAUCCAACAUCAUGGAGCCUCCCGUUCCGUCAGGACUCGACAAUGGCAACUCACAGUCGCAGCGGGAGGUAAACUCUCUCAGUUGUGGUAGUCCCCACUUUUCCAAAACCAACAAACACCAUUUGCGUGGAAACGGUAGGUCACAAUGGAACACUGGUGUUGUUCGUCAGCCUAUACCAUGGAACUCUCAGCCAUCUGUGGAAAAUCCCCCGGGCACUGUUAGGAUACUUAACGCUGGUUCUGUAACCGAUACUAACCUUUCUUCCACCGUGCCUGCCCAGCGUCGUCCAACCCAACAUGAUCAGUCAAAUCGAGGUGGUUCUCGCAAGGGUCGCGACAUCUACUCGUAUAGUGGCGCGGAGCAGCAACACGCUGUGGACUCUCGUCAGGCAUUUGAAUGUGGUAUGGUUAGAGCCAAAUACCCCCAAACAUCUGCAAAUCAAAAUAUCAGAUCCUGUAGUUACCCUAAUUACCCUUACUCGUUUCACGCCCGUCCGCCUCUUGCAGAGACAAACGGAGCUCGGACUCAAAGUCGCGUGCCUGUCUGCAGCACGACGAACUUUCAUAAUACUUUCGAUCCUCGUUGGAACCUACAGUCCGGCUCACCACUCGACACUAGCUCCUUUAGAACUAUAAACCACACUUUCUGGAGACACCAAGCAUUCCCUCUAACAGUUUCUCCACCAACUUUCGAGUCUGGUGAACCCCGACGUCCCCGCGGACUGCCUCAAUCCCCGCACUACAUCGAGUCACCUGGGGCCUACUACUUACCACGCUACGACAACGCAAUUUUCAGCAGUAUAUCAUCCAAAUCUAAUGGUCUUCGAUGCCUCCUUGAUGCCCUUCCAACGCGCAUUCUUAUCAGCACUGCAUUAGUUGGGGCUAUCAUUGGCAAAGGAGGUCGAACGAUCCGUUCCAUUACAUCAAAGACGGGCACCAAAAUUGACUUCAAAUCGGAGACAGUUGUGUUUUCCCAGUUCUCCCAUCCAGCUGGGCUACGACAACCACCGAAACCUCCACGUUUGGGCGACCAGUCGAUUGCUGAAUCGACUAAGAAGACCGACGGUGAUUCGUUGGCUCGUGCGACUCCGUCACCACCUCCCGCUACUGCAAAUGGCCUUCAGUUAGAUCAGAGCCAAGUCGUCUUCUUAUCAGGUCCUCGCGAACAGUGUUCAGCCGCGCUGGCUGAUAUGCUCGCCGUUUGUUUCCGCGAAUGCGAACACAAAGGCCUAGCUGAUCCCUGUCUUGGUUUGCUAAUCCAGCAACAACUCUAUACACGCUCUUUGAUUGGUCGAAAGUUUUUCAAUUCCGUCAAUGCAUGCACAGGUGCUCGCGUCGCGGUUACUGGCUCCCCUGUGAAAAUUCAUAUGAACAACGCUGAAUCCGAUUCUGCGCCCUCCACCUCCAAAAAGCAGCCCAAGGAAAUCAACUUAGAUCGCAUCCUGGUGAUUCGGGGCCAACUAUCAGCUAUCCUCGAUGCAGAGGCUUGCAUAAGUGAGCAAGUGAGGCUGCACACAGCGAAAUUAUUGGUACCGCCUACUAUAUGGCCUCUGUUUCCGCACUUACCUCUGAAUGCGCUCAUCCCUUCGUCUCUACGCUCAAAAAGCUCCU
Dicrocoelium dendriticum is the source of this 2568-nucleotide messenger RNA. The record is from the annotation of a GenBank genome assembly. Lineage: Eukaryota; Metazoa; Platyhelminthes; Trematoda; Plagiorchiida; Dicrocoeliidae.